Cucurbita maxima (winter squash) is the source of this 1196-nucleotide messenger RNA. RefSeq lists its product as uncharacterized. NCBI's taxonomy places the organism in Eukaryota, Viridiplantae, Streptophyta, Magnoliopsida, Cucurbitales, Cucurbitaceae. The coding region runs from base 41 to 1087 and encodes 348 amino acids. The record is from RefSeq and is a predicted model, not a curated record. The transcript is spliced from 3 exons.
AGAGUUUCAGUUUCAAAGCGCUUCAGUCUCUCAGAGAUCCAUGAAGAGGCAGAACAGCUUCUUAUCAUCGUCCUCGCAAGUUGAGAUUUCUUCCGAUGACCUCCUCCGCCGUAGCCUCAGCCGCCGCCGUUCCAAAUCCUUCGGCUGUGUCUCUAACCUCCUCCAUUUCCUCUCCAACAACAACCACAGCCGCCGCAAUAAGUCCAUCACAUUCGUACACAACAGUAAUCAGGAAUUUCUCGACAAUGCAAGUUCUGAAUCGAAAAUUUCUCGCUCUCCAAAACCAGAAUCCGCCGCUAAUCUCCUAAUUUCCUCAUCCGUUUCGCCGCAAAUCGCAGAACGAUCCGAAUCCGAAAUCUCCACAACGAAAGUGGAGAGGUUUUUAGGAGCGAGAGGUCCGAUCGUGCGAUUGAUGGGACUGGAAAGCUCCAAAGUGGAGGAAAGCGUUCCAGAAGCGGCGGAGAAGCAGAGGAAGGUUAUGGAAGCUUUGGAGAAAUGCGAACAGGAUCUGAAGGCGCUGAAGGAGUUCAUCGACGCGCUUGAGUCGACAGAGAGCUUCCGAAUGUCGUCACCGGUCAGUGAAGGGAAAAGGAUUGAGUUCAUGGCUUGGGAACAGCUGCAGGAUCCUAGUCCGGUAUCGGUGCUCGAAGAGUUGAGUAGGCCGCGGCAUUUCGUUAACCGCCAUGCGUGCAACAACAGCAGGAUCUUCCACCAGCCGUCUGCAAAUCCCGGAAGAGUACAAUCACAACAAAGACAACAAAUGAUGCAAAGGAAGAAGAAACAAGAAGGGGAUCAUAUCUUCAAUAUAAGCAAAUUUGAGAGAACCAAAAUCCCUGAAGAAGUAGUUGGUAACUUGAAAAAUGAAAAAGCAGCUGAAUCUCCAGGGUGUGGUAGGGAGGCAAUGAAAGAUAGUGUAGAAGGAGUGUGCAAAGACAUUUCUUGGGGUCUAAAGAUGGAAGUGGGAAGAAUAGGACUGGCUUUACAACAUCAGAUUUUUGGGGACUUAAUUGAAGAGUUAGUUAAAGACCAUACCUUUACUUAUACUUCACUGCCAUUUGAAGCUUGCAGGAGAAGACUUUGUUUCUAGUGUUCGACUUUAUUCGGUAUUUUACUUGUUUAUCAUUCUCUCCAUCAUUAUUAUUGUUUCUUUAUGUUCAACCUUAAAAGAAUUCAAAAUUCAGUUCUUUCGAUCGAAA